Acanthosepion pharaonis is the source of this 762-nucleotide messenger RNA. The record is from the annotation of a GenBank genome assembly. Lineage: Eukaryota; Metazoa; Mollusca; Cephalopoda; Sepiida; Sepiidae.
AUGUCUAUCUGUUUUUCUUUUCUUUUCUUUUUUUUGUUGCUACCAAGAGUUACUCAAUUUAUCUACUACUGGCCGAAACAAGUUUUUAUUCAAUUUUAUUUACUCUCACAUUCAGCCCAUCUAUCUAUCUCUCCCACUCACUCAUUAGUUUACUCCGCCCUUUUCUCAUUUUUAUCUCUUCCUUUUUCGGUCACCUUUUUUCUUUUUUCUCUCUUUUCUUUUUGCUUUCUUCCAUUCACCUAUUUUCUUGCUUCUCCCUUUCUAUUUUUUUUUCUCUUCUCUCGCUGCCAUUUUUUUUUUUUUACUUUUCCGGUUUUUACCUGCGCUAAUUUUUCUUUUUUUUUUCUUCCUUCUCCUUUUUUGCUUUUUCUUUCCAUUCUCUAUUCCUUAUUUCUUGAUACUCGCUUUCUUUUACGCUUUUUGAUAUCCUCUUCUUCCCCAACUUUUCUUCCUUUUUUUUAUCUUUCCCGCUUUCGAUCACCUCUUCUAUAUUUUUCUUUCUCCUUCAUUUUUCAUAAUUACUCCAUACUUGCCAAUUUCCUUCUAUCAUUUUGUUGUCUUUCUUUCUUCCACUUUCUCUCCUGUCUUUUACUAUUUCUCUCCCUCUUUUAUCCUUUUAUUAACUCUAUUUCUUCAUUGUUUCCUUCUCUAUCCAUUUCAGUUUUCUUUCUCACUCUUUUCUUUAUCCCCACCUUUUCUAUGACUUAUCUCCCUUCUUUAUUACGCCUCUAUUGUUUUUCUUAUAUUCCGCCAUCUUACUAA